Zychaea mexicana is the source of this 174-nucleotide messenger RNA. RefSeq lists its product as uncharacterized. The record is from RefSeq and is a predicted model, not a curated record. Bases 1 to 174 code for a protein of 57 amino acids. NCBI's taxonomy places the organism in Eukaryota, Fungi, Mucoromycota, Mucoromycetes, Mucorales, Lichtheimiaceae. The transcript has 3 exons.
AUGGGUUGCUGUGGAAGCAAAGAAACACAUGACGAGGACGAUGUGAAUGCUCCAUUGUUGCGAAACGAGCUUUCGGACAACACAGGGCAAAUGCACUACAAUUCGUAUGAUACCAUCGAUGUAAAGAAAGAACAAGAAUUUUGGAACGACAUCAUUGAAAGAACAACGCAGUAA